AUGCCGAGCGAAACAUUGUUGACCAAAAAAGAUCCCACCCGAUGGUUAGAUGCGGCGUUUUUCGAAAAGGUUCUGCGGCAGGUCACUAACGAUAGGCUGCUUACGGUUGAAGAUUUUUUCAUUUCGGUCCAAGGAAAUGCCGCUGAGCAGUUUGCCAGUACGAUCUAUCGAGCCAACGUUCGAUACCGAUCCAAGGGUAAGGUGGAACCAGUAGCUCUUGUCGUAAAAUUAGUGUCUUCAAAGGUAAACCGUACAUCGGAUGAAUCAGCCUAUGAAAGCGAAUCACACAAGUACAGAGAAGUGAUCGAUCAAAUACAGGAUUUACUAAAGCAAGCUGGAGAGGCAUACUACCAAGUAUCACCUAAGUUUCUUUACGCGUCAGCUGAUCCAAAACCGGUAAUAGUGCUGGAAGAUGUGGCAUCAAAAGGAUUCGACGUUCAUAAAACUCAGCUGGAUCUCGAGGGGUCCAAAGUUGUUUUGGCCAAACUGGCAAAAUUUCACGCUGCGUCACACACCCUGCUGAAAGAUGUUACUAACAAAAAUUUAACUGACAACUCAGUGGGGUUAUUUAAUUCAAAACUAAAUGAAGGUGUACAGUUCAUGACUGAAAAUUUUCUAAUCUUCGCCGAGGAGGUGGCCAACUGGAGUGGAUUUGAGAAAUACUCUGAAAAACUUUUCAACGUAUUGCCAAAUUUCACUCAGCUAGCUGAAAACAUUUUCAGCCAGAACAAUGAAUCCGUCUGCAUGAAAGUUUUGAACCACGGUGACUUAAAUUAUAACAAUAUGCUUGUUAAAUAUAAUUACGAUAAAUCAUCUGUACUGGAUGUUCUUUUCAUCGAUUUUCAACUCAGCUUUUGGGGCACUCCAGCAGUGGACUUGUUUUACUUCCUGUAUUUAGUCUGUGAUAAGUCAACUCGUGAGAACCACAAGGAAUCGUUGAUUAGCUAUUAUCACCAACAGCUAACGGAAACGUUGCAGAAAAUCGGACAUUUGGGAAAGAUUCCAUCUUUGCUGGAAAUUAGCAAUGACAUGUUGAGAUGUGGAUUUUUGGAGGUAGUAAUUGCCAUUUGUUUUGUGCCAUUCCUAUUCGCCGAUUACGGUACGGCACUAGGUACAUUUGCUGAUAGCCAGGAUGCCAAACAGUACAGACGGGAGCUGUACAAUAGUCCGCAGUUUCGGAAGAUAAUUGAACCCUUGCUACCUUACUUUCUGCACAAGGGAUUUCUGCAUUGA
Molecule: messenger RNA, 1233 nt
Organism: Sabethes cyaneus
Lineage: Eukaryota; Metazoa; Arthropoda; Insecta; Diptera; Culicidae
Exons: 4
Coding region: 1-1233 (410 amino acids)
Source: RefSeq, a predicted model, not a curated record